AAAGAUAGAGAUGGCUUUGUUAUGGGUGAAGGUGCUGGAAUAUUGGUAAUGGAGAGCUUGGAACAUGCAAUGAAACGAGGUGCACCUAUUAUUGCCGAGUACCUGGGAGGUGCUAUUAACUGUGAUGCGUAUCAUAUGACUGAUCCAAGAGUUGAUGGACUUGGUGUAUCUACAUGCAUAGAGAGAAGCCUUAAAGAUGCUGGUGUGUCACCUGAAGAGGUUAACUACAUCAAUGCUCAUGCAACUUCAACUCUAUUGGGUGACCUGGCUGAGGUUAAUGCUAUAAAGAAAGUGUUCAAGAACACUAAAAAGAUAAAAAUCAAUGCUACUAAGGUCACUCCCUCGGUGCUUCUGUGGGUUUGGAAGCUAUUGCUACAGUGAAGCCAUACAAACAGG
Molecule: messenger RNA, 396 nt
Organism: Rosa chinensis
Lineage: Eukaryota; Viridiplantae; Streptophyta; Magnoliopsida; Rosales; Rosaceae
Product: 3-oxoacyl-[acyl-carrier-protein] synthase I, chloroplastic
Exons: 4
Coding region: 22-381 (119 amino acids)
Biological process (GO): fatty acid biosynthetic process
Molecular function (GO): 3-oxoacyl-[acyl-carrier-protein] synthase activity
Source: RefSeq, a predicted model, not a curated record